Molecule: messenger RNA, 1892 nt
Organism: Harmonia axyridis
Lineage: Eukaryota; Metazoa; Arthropoda; Insecta; Coleoptera; Coccinellidae
Gene: Mon1
Product: vacuolar fusion protein MON1 homolog A
Exons: 4
Coding region: 250-1710 (486 amino acids)
Biological process (GO): endosome to lysosome transport via multivesicular body sorting pathway; protein targeting to vacuole
Source: RefSeq, a predicted model, not a curated record
AUCUGUCAAUUUUUGUAUCUCUUGAUGUUCAAAGUAUACCAUUACCAUAUAAUGUGGGCUGAUUAUUUCAUUAAUAAUUUGAAUACACUUCUCAAACAAAUUAAAAUUUAGCAUUUAAUAAAUCUAAAUACUUCAAAGAUAUGCACUAUAAUCAAUGUUUAGAACAUAAUUAAAGAUAUUACUAAUUAUAUAUAAAAAAUAAUGUUAAUAGAAAUGUAAUAAGGAAAAAUUGGAUUGCAUUAUCCAAUAAUGUCAUAUUUUCAAGUGGAACCCGGUGCAGCCGGAGAAAGUCUUCUCUCGACUACAGAUAACACUGAAGAUGUAAUCGGUGAGCAGAUGAGCUCCAGCUUAGAGGAAAUCAAAAAUGAUGGUAAGCCGCAGGAAACAGAGGAUUGCAAUAAUGAAACUUUAGGAAAUGUUAGCAGUUAUGAUGACAUUUCUAGUCCUGUGAAAGUAGAUAAUGAUGAUGGUGAGAUUCUUCAGGAUCAACAAUGGGCAUUAAAGGAAAAACAUAUUUUUGUUUUGAGCAUGGCAGGGAAACCUAUUUAUUCCAGGUAUGGAAAUGAAGAUAAGCUGGCCUGGCUUUUUGGAGUUAUGCAAACUUUAGUUAGUUUUGUACAAUCAAAUGAUGAUAAUUUAAUCAGUAUAUCAGUAGCUAAUGUGAAUUUUGUAUUUUCUGUGAAAAAACCAUUAAUUUUAGUUGCUGUAUCAAGAAAACAUGAAAGUAUACCUUAUCUACAGUCUCAGUUGAAUUGCAUCUAUAAUCAAAUAGCAAGUACAUUGACAACUACAAAAUUAAUUAAAAUAUAUGAACAAAGACAAAAUUAUGACUUGAGAAGAUUAUUAAGUGGUGUAGAAAGGCUAAUUAGUCACCUUCUGGAUUUCUCAGAAACAGAACCUGCAUUUUUACUAGGAGCAAUACAGUGCUUGAACCUUAGUUCAAAUAUAAGGGGAAAUAUUAGUUCAGCUAUAAUUAGCUCUUGUAGUAAGAUAAAAAACAUUGUAUUUGCUAUUCUUAUGGCUAACAACAAAUUAAUCACUUUGGUAAGAAUGAAGAAAUACUCUCUUCAUCCAGCUGACCUUCACCUAAUAUUCAAUUUAGUACAAUCAACAGAAAGUUUCAAAACUGUUGAAAGUUGGGCACCCAUCUGUUUACCACGAUUUGAUCCCAGUGGAUUCCUGUAUGGUUAUGUUUCGUAUCUUGCUGAGGAUUGUCAAGCAUGUCUCCUUCUUCUUACAGUAGAAAGAGAUGUAUUUCACACUCUUAAGGAGGCGAAACAGCGGAUUGUUGAAAAAUUAAGACGUAAUAAUUGUUUAGAAGCAAUAAAUGAAUCAUUAGCCAAACCUGAUCUAACCUGUAUGAACUCAGGAUUCAAAGAAGUAAGGCAUUAUUUAUAUAAAUCAAAAUCAACAGCACAGUUCUAUCAACCAUCUUCAAGUCCACCUUAUAAUAAAUAUCCUGAAGUGUUAUCAAGUCUCUAUAAAAGAUUACACCGAAGAUUACAUUGUUCUGCUAGACCUCUAAAACUUUUAUUUGAAAGAAGGGCCGCUGAAGCAAUAUUUGCAUGGGAUACUGUGGGUUUUGAAUUGUAUAUAGUAUUUGAACCGUUAAUUGAAACUAGGGAUGUUGUUGAUAUCAUAGCUAAACUUUUAAGUUGGAUGAAAGAAAGGGAUGAUAACUUAUUUCAUUUACAUGUACCAACUUUUUGAUUCAUUUAAUUUUCAAAAGAAAUCUGUGAAUCUUUUACUAUCAGUAUGAUAUGUUCAUAUCUUUUUUAAAACAUUCUUUGCAAUAUAAAUAGAAUUUAUUGUUAUUUCCAAUGAUGAAGAGCUAUAUUUUACAAUUUCUCUUAUCAAAUAAAGGAUUUUUUUUGCAUUUUUAAUUCUCUCAA